Molecule: messenger RNA, 730 nt
Organism: Pisolithus orientalis
Lineage: Eukaryota; Fungi; Basidiomycota; Agaricomycetes; Boletales; Pisolithaceae
Exons: 5
Coding region: 289-573 (94 amino acids)
Source: RefSeq, a predicted model, not a curated record
CUUCGGCAAGAAAUUCAUAGACACCCCGGAUCGUUUUCAAGAGGUCGGACACGGCCUUGUCUAGAUUUGCUUGUUUAAUGAGCAACUGAGAAGCAGCUGUCAAGAUUCCCAGCGCAAUCUGGGCAUAGGGGUGGACAUUGGAAAGGGUUGUGACGACUUCAUUGAAAACUUUGAAAGGUUCGAGAUAGGUAUUGGUGAAGUUCUGGAUGUCAGUGAAUGCCGUGUUUGCAUCGUUGAUGAUAUUGGCAGUGCCUUCGCUGAGGUGUGGCAUGGGAGCAAUAUUGUCGAAUGCUUGGGCUGCAUGAUCGAUGUCCUCUCCUACCGCAGGGACAGGUUUUAGUUCUUUUUUCGUUGCUGGUUUGUCCUCCAAUUGAACUGCCAGGGGUUGUCCCGGCUGCUCCUGUGUUCCCUCACCAGCACCGGUACCAACUGCCUCUGCCGCAACAGAACUUGGGGUACUGUUUGACUUACGCAAAAAGCGUCUUAUCCUGGCAAGCGUUCCCCUGGCCGAUGUUUCAGUCGGGGGAAUGGCAUCCCCAGCGGGGGCUUGCGACGAUCGCGGUGACAAGUUAGAUGUGGAAUGGGAUCUCCCAACUCCAAAGAGAUGGCAUUUCUUUGGAUGCAGACGGGCCAUCGAAAAUAAGGAUUUUUGGUAAAUUGAAUGAUAUGUGAGUUCUACUCAAUGUUCCGUUCGACGAGGCUUGAAGAAGAUCGCAAGUAGCUAUUAGGG